This is a messenger RNA of Cyclopterus lumpus (lumpfish), 942 nucleotides long. RefSeq lists its product as uncharacterized. The record is from RefSeq and is a predicted model, not a curated record. The annotation marks the transcript as partial. The transcript has a single exon. Lineage: Eukaryota; Metazoa; Chordata; Actinopteri; Perciformes; Cyclopteridae.
AGUAGCAGCAGCAGUAGUAGUAGUAGUCUUAGUAGUAGUAGCAGCAGCAGCAGUAGUAGUAGUAGUAGUCUUAGUAGUAGUAGCAGCAGCAGCAGUAGUAGUAGUCUUAGUAGUAGUAGCAGCAGCAGCAGUAGUAGUAGUAGUAGUCUUAGUAGUAGUAGCAGCAGCAGCAGUAGUAGUAGUCUUAGUAGUAGUAGUAGUAGUCUUAGUAGUAGCAGCAGCAGCAGCAGUAGUAGUUGUCUUAGUAGUAGUAGUAGCAGCAGCAGCAGCAGCAGUAGUAGUCUUAGUAGUAGUAGUAGCAGCAGCAGCAGUAGUAGUAGUAGUCUUAGUAGUAGUAGUAGCAGCAGCAGCAGUAGUAGUAGUAGUCUUAGUAGUAGUAGCAGCAGCAGCAGUAGUAGUAGUCUUAGUAGUAGUAGCAGCAGCAGCAGUAGUAGUAGUAGUAGUCUUAGUAGUAGUAGCAGCAGCAGCAGUAGUAGUAGUCUUAGUAGUAGUAGUAGUAGUCUUAGUAGUAGCAGCAGCAGCAGCAGUAGUAGUUGUCUUAGUAGUAGUAGUAGCAGCAGCAGCAGCAGCAGUAGUAGUCUUAGUAGUAGUAGUAGCAGCAGCAGCAGUAGUAGUAGUCUUAGUAGUAGUAGUAGCAGCAGCAGCAGUAGCAGUAGUAGUCUUAGUAGUAGUAGCAGCAGCAGCAGCAGUAGUAGUAGUCUUAGUAGUAGUAGUAGCAGCAGCAGCAGCAGUAGUAGUAGUCUUAGUAGUAGUAGCAGCAGCAGCAGCAGCAGCAGCAGUAGUAGUCUUAGUAGUAGUAGCAGCAGCAGCAGCAGCAGUAGUAGUAGUAGUCUUAGUAGUAGUAGUAGCAGCAUCAGCAGCAGUAGUAGUAGUCUUAGUAGUAGUAGUAUCAGCAGCAGCAGCAGCAGUAGUAGUCUUAGUAGUAGUAUCAGCAGCAGCAGC